AUGAACCAUGGUGUCGGGUGCUGGCUCCAGGAUGGAGUCCUGUGGCACGGAGUGGGCAAACAGCCCGAGUCCCCACGGGAAGCAGGUCACCAGGUCUUUUCCUUGACGUCCCCUCUCCAUGGUGUCACCUUCCUGGCCUUUGGCAAUGGGGCACCAGAUGUAUUCAGUGCUGUGGUGGCCUUCUCCAACCCACGGACGGCAGGUUACCUGGGGCUGUACAUCUUCUACGUCCUCACCGUGGUGCUGUGCACAUGGAUUCACCGGUGGCAGCGGGGUGAUGGGCCAGUCCCCUCUGGACCCUGGGAGCCAGAGAUGCCAACAGAUGCUGAAGAGCCAGAGUCCUCGGGCACAAACAGUGGGGACUAUGGUGAGGAGUACCGGCCUCUGCUCCCCUCGCAGGAGCCCUCCCUGCACAUCCUCACCGACUGCCGAAAGUGGAGGAGGAAGCCGUGGUACUGGCGGCUUUUCAAGGUCCUCAAGGUGCCAGUGGAGCUGGUGCUGCUGCUCACCGUUCCCGUUGUGGACCCUGACAAGGAUGACCUGAACUGGAAGAGACCCCUCAACUGCCUGCACAUCGUCACCAGCCCCCUGCUCUGCAUCCUUACCCUCAAGUCGGGCACAUAUGGGCUGUACCAGAUCCAGGGCAUCUUCCCAGUCUGGGGACUGGUCACGCUGGUUGGCUCUGUCCUGGCCAUCAUCAUCUUCGUCACCACAAGCAAUGAGCAGCCACCCAAGUACCACUGCGUAUUUGCCUUCCUUGGGUUUCUGGCCAGCGCCAUGUGGAUCAAUGCCGCAGCCACGGAGCUGGUGAACAUCCUCCGGACCCUGGGCAUCAUCUUCCAGCUGAGCAACACCGUGCUGGGCUUGACACUGCUGGCCUGGGGCAACAGCAUCGGGGACACAUUCUCGGACCUCACCAUGGCACGGCAGGGCUAUCCCCGCAUGGCCUUCUCUGCCUGCUUUGGGGGCAUCAUCUUCAACAUCCUGGUUGGUGUGGGACUCGGGUGCCUGCUGCAGAUGACCAGCAGCCAGCUGGUGGUGAAGCUGGAGCCCGACAGCCUCCUGGUGUGGGUGCUGGCCGGGGCCCUGGGGCUGAGCUUGGUCUUCUCCUUCGUGUGGGUGCCCGCGCAGUGCUUCCAGCUGGGCAAGGCCUAUGGCAUCUGCCUCAUCCUCUACUACCUGGCCUUCCUCUGCGUGGCCCUGCUCACCGAGUUCAGGGUGAUCCGGCUCUCUGCAGUGUGA
Nestor notabilis (Kea) is the source of this 1242-nucleotide messenger RNA. RefSeq names its product solute carrier family 8 (sodium/lithium/calcium exchanger), member B1 (gene SLC8B1). The transcript has 10 exons. The record is from RefSeq and is a predicted model, not a curated record. The coding region runs from base 1 to 1242 and encodes 413 amino acids. Gene Ontology annotation, cellular component: membrane. Gene Ontology annotation, molecular function: calcium:sodium antiporter activity. Gene Ontology annotation, biological process: calcium export from the mitochondrion; intracellular calcium ion homeostasis. Lineage: Eukaryota; Metazoa; Chordata; Aves; Psittaciformes; Psittacidae.